GAUGAGGCACGUGCAGCUUUUUCCGGCAAGCUGGAAUCCAACAGGACGAAAAUUCGGGAUCAAGACUUAUUACUGGUGUGUGGUGACUUUAAUUGUUCGUCCUCGGAGUGGGUGAACGAUAUAUCGAAUAAUGUACUUUAUACCACAGAUGUUGACAACAAAUAUGCAUUUUUCAUUGAUACUUUAAAUUUUUCAAAUCUUAAGCAAUUCAAUAGUAUACGUAAUUUUAAUAAUAAAAUUUUAGAUUUGAUUUUAUGUGACAAGAUGAGAGUGAAUAAUGUAAGGAGAUGUGAUGCUCCUCUUGUUGGUGAAGAUAAUCACCAUCCGUCAGUAGAGUUUUUAUUGGACGUUAACGCACACCGCUAUUUGAGAAAAUCUAGAUGUUCGGGAUUUAAUUUCAGGAGGGGCGAUUACCAGGCUUUGAAUGCUGCGCUUCUAAGAGUGGAUUGGCCUGGUCUCUUGGAGAAUGUUGAUGUUAAUGCCGGUGUGAACGUCUUUUAUAACAUAUUGAGAGGGUUGAUCUCGGAACACAUACCUCAAUUAAACAUAAAUAAAAAUUUCCCCUUUUAUUUUUCAAAAGAUACAAUUCGUACUAUUCGAAGGAAGCAUAAGUUUCAUAGUAGGUACAAAAUUUACAAAGACCCUUUAGAUUAUGACCAGUUCAGGCAUUCCAGGGCUCUAUCGAAAAGGUUGAUUUCGAGAGAUUUUUAUCGCUAUUUGGAUACGAUAGAGCAGGAACUACCACAUGACUCAAACAGAUUUUUUAAGUUUGUUUCUCAUAGAAAAUGCCAUAGCAAGUUUCCAUCUGUUAUGAUGAGAGGCGAUGUUGAGGCCUCCUCACCUGAAGAGAUUUCCAACCUUUUUGCUGACUUUUUCAGCUCUGUGUUUGAGCCUGUCUUUGGUUCGGAUGAAAAUCUAGACAUUGUCGAUAAUAAAUACAACAGUAAUUAUUUGCAUGAGGUUACUAUUUCUGAGGAGAGUGUAACGGAGGCCUUACGAACUUUAAAUCAAAACAAGGGUCCAGGUCCGGAUGAGAUUCCACCUAUAUUGCUGAGGAAUUGCUGCGACUCAUUGUCGUUGCCACUUGCCAUUAUCUUCAAUCGGUCCCUCCAGAGUGGAGUUUUUCCUCAUUGCUGGAAGCUCUCUAAGAUAAAUUCAUUUCAUAUCACGUGAAAGAUCUUAUUAUUGAAAAUCAACAUGGCUUUGUGAGGGGACGAAACCUGG
This is a messenger RNA of Coccinella septempunctata (seven-spotted ladybird), 1224 nucleotides long. RefSeq lists its product as uncharacterized. Lineage: Eukaryota; Metazoa; Arthropoda; Insecta; Coleoptera; Coccinellidae. The coding region runs from base 265 to 1173 and encodes 302 amino acids. The record is from RefSeq and is a predicted model, not a curated record. The transcript has 3 exons.